Molecule: messenger RNA, 4539 nt
Organism: Branchiostoma belcheri (Belcher's lancelet)
Lineage: Eukaryota; Metazoa; Chordata; Leptocardii; Amphioxiformes; Branchiostomatidae
Exons: 5
Coding region: 1-4410 (1469 amino acids)
Molecular function (GO): protein binding
Source: RefSeq, a predicted model, not a curated record
AUGUCUGACAUCAACAUGACCAGCCUGGCAAACAGGCUUCAGGAUUUAGAACUGUGUCUCAAGAGUCAACAUGGCAAGCAAAUUGGCUAUCGGCAGGCCCUGAGAGAAGCCAUUAUUAGGAAGGAUGUUGUUGUGGAACUAGAAGUCCUAAAAAGUCUUGGAGACCUGCAUCUUCGGAAAGGUAAGCUCAGGAAAGACUCAGCAGAGUUUGACAAGGCUGCUGCCCUGUAUGCUGCUGCCUUACUGCGCUGCACAGAUCCAGAUGUGGGACAAACACUGGAACAUCGUAUCAGCUACACGGAGAAACUCUCCUGGACCAGACAACUGCUACAGGGGUACAGUCCACAGUAUCAGACUUCAAGGAACUGUAAACAUGUUGACCACAACAAUGUUUUAAGGGUGGCAAAAGUGUGCCACAAAUUGGAGAAAACUGUUGGGGAAUCCUGGCGUUCUACAGAGGACAUUUACACAGAAGCACUUGUGGCAGCAAUAGAGGCAGGGGACGCAUUAUUGGAGCUCCAAAUUCUUAAAGUUCUUGGUGAUUUCUAUCUUGAGAAAGGCAAGAAAACCUCUGAUGCAUCCCAGUUCUCCAAGGCAGCUGCCAUGUACAACAAGGCCCUGACAACAUGUGGGGAUGCUGAGACAAAACUGACUCUGGAACAUCGAAUCCUGUAUACAGGGAAGAUCAGUGAAGCAGUUAAAAGGAAAUUCUCACUGAAAACAUCAAGACAAAGAGAAAGAAGUCCAUCCAAAGAGCAUGAGUUGGGAAACAUCACAAGCACAGUGACAGAUGUAACAGUUACUCCAGACCAACAUGUCCUUCAGGACAAAUCAAGCAGUGCAACAAAGCCAGAAAUGACCAGAGUUGCAGCUGAAACAGUGAAACAAGAAAGACUCAAACACAUGUACGAAGAUCACCUCAAGAAAGGCGAAUCAUCCAUUGACAAUGCUGACCUGGACUCAGCAGAGCAGCACUUUGCAGCUGCACUCAAGAUGGUACACGUGAGAGAUCCCAUAGCCAAGCAGUACCAGAGAGAGGUGGAGCCCCUGUGCAAGUUGGGGGAUGUCUACAGUAAGCGAGGUCAGCAGACAGGAGACGGGGGAGACUUUGUCAAAGCAGCAGCACUCUACAAUGCAGCAAUAGCCAGGUCAGAGGAUCAAGUCCUCAAUGGUAACAUAGCAUCAACUGUCAAAGAUGUACAAGAGUCAUUUCUUAAAUGUAUCUUAGGUGUACAUGUACAUAAUGUUUCAUUUCAAGAUCAGAUAGAAAAUCACAAGAAACAGCUGAAGGAGAUGCGGGAACAGAUCAAGCUGGAGAUGGAAACCAUUGACCAGCAGCUGGAUCCCUAUGUACAUGAUGAGGAUGACCCAUGUGUCAAGGAGAUAGAGGCAAAACGAGCUCAGGCUGUCAGGCAGUUGUUUGAGAACAUUGCACAACAAAGAAAAGAGUUCAUCAGUUUACUUGUAGAUGGGUGUAUUGGGUUAAUGGGUCCCCCUCCAUGUAAGUAUGCCCUGAUAGGUUUGGGUUCACAGGCCACAGGACUGGUAACUCCAUACUCAGACCUGGAGUUUGCCAUCUUGGUAGAGGAUGAAAGUGACGAAUGUCUUGUGUAUUUCUGCAAAAUCACUCACUAUCUACACCUCAAGGUAGUCAAUCUGGGAGAAACCAUUCUCCCAGCACUGGGAAUAAAAUGUCUCAAUGACUUCUACUCUGGGCAUCCACUGGACAACUGGUACUACGACUCUGUUACACCACAUGGGUUUGCAUUUGAUGGCUCCAUGCCAAAAGCAAGCAAGACUCCACUGGGCAGGCAGGGAACUAUGAAUGACCCAUCCAGUGAACUCAUCUGCACCCCAGAAAACAUGGUUUCUUUACUUCAAAAGGAUGCCACAUUGUACCUGAAGGAAGGAUAUCACCUUGCCUCUAUCUUGAGAAACCCAUGCCUGAUAGCAGGGGAUCAGGACUUGAUUGACAUGUACAUGGCCAUCACAGUGAAGAUACUGCAAGCUGAUGGGGGCAAAAUGGCUCGACAACUGGCACAGGAGACUCUUAAAGAAAACAUCAUGAGCCACACUAACAAAGAAACACUUACAGCAGGGCUGAUUGAUGUGAAGAAAGAACUCUAUCGCUUCCCAGCUGUAGCAGUGGACUGCUUGGCACUGUCUUCAGGCAUCAUACCUACCACAGUGUGGGAGACAAUAGACAAAAUGGAAAGCCAGCAAGUGAUCAGCCCCAACAAUGCACACCACCUGACAGUGCUUACCAGCAUCUCUGCAGAACUCAGGCUCAAAACAUACAUUGCAAAUGGUGGACAGAAGGAAAACCUGUCAGCUUUGGCCUCAAUGGAAAGACAGGAAUCAUCCCCACAGACCAAUGAUAAUGAUAUGCAAACAACUGCAUUGAUACCAGUUUUCCAUAUUGGAAAUGAAAAACUGCUUUUCAGAUACUACUACACAGCAAUUCCACUUAAGAAAGCUUUGACUGAAUGGCAUGGAAAGAAACCAUCUGAACUUCUAAGCUCAGUUCUUGAGCUCUAUGAUAAUUCUCUAAGAGUACAAGGAAAGAUGUACUAUGAGCUGUGUAAAUAUAGGCUAGCUACCACUUUCUUCUGUCAGGCUCUCGAAGAAGAAAAUGGAAACGACGAUGAGAAAAUCUUGCUUCUCAACGAUAUUCAAGUUGCUUAUUUCAGAAUGGGUGAUUACCAAAAGGUUAUUGGCUACAAUGAACAGGCACUGCGAAUGUGUGGUCAGAACUCAGCAUAUACUCCAUGUUUAAUUGCCGAGAUCCAUUCCAUGCUUGGGAAUGCCUUGGCAUGCUCGGGCAAUGACAUGGAAGCAGUCCGCUACUAUGAACAGGCACUACAGAUGUUUAGGAGUGUCUAUGGGAAGAGGACAGCACAUCCUGACAUUGCCGUGUUACUUAACAGCCUGGGAGAAUCCUGGAUCUUCCUGGCAGAUUACAAUAAAGCACUCGGCUAUUUUGGAGAAGCACUACAGAUGCACAGGCUCAUCAGUCCCUUUAGGCACACAACAGCAAAUCCAGACAUUGCUAUUUUACUCCGAAACAUGGGGAUGGCUUGGUACCACUUGAAUGAUUAUAAAAAAGCAAUAGACUUCAAUAUAAAUGCACUGCAGAUGCAGAGGUGUAUUUAUGGUCAUAGUACAGCACAUCCUGAAAUUGCCACUUCACUCAACAAUCUCGGGGGAGCAUGGAGUAGACUUGGUGAUCACAGAAGAGGUAUGAGCUACUGUGAACAGGCACUGGCAAUGGUUAGGAGCAUCUAUGGUCAGGAUACAGCACAUCCCAACAUUGCUACCCAACUCAGUGUUAUAGGGUCAACCUGGUGUGAAGUUGGUGAUUAUAGGAAAGCUAUCAGCUACCAUGAGCAGGCACUGCAGAUGCGGAGAUGUAUCUAUAGAGAGAGUAAGGCACAUCCUGAUAUUGCCAGAUCAUUCAACAACAUAGGAAUGGCUUGGCAAAAUCUGGGUGAAAGCAGAAUAGCAAUCAGCUACCUUGAACAGUCACUGCAGAUGCACAGGGAUGUCUAUGGUCAGACCAAUACACAUCCUGAAAUUGCUACUUCACUCAACAACAUUGGGCUUGCCUGGUGCAAUCUAGGUGAUCACAGAAAGGCAAUCAGCUACCAUGAACAGGCACUGCAGAUGCAAACCAGUGUCUAUGGUCAAGGUACUGCACAUUCUGACAUUGCCUCUUCUUUUGGCAAUCUGGGGUCAGCCUGGUCUGGCCUUGGUAAUGACAGAAAAGCACUCAGAUACCAUAGGCAGGCACUACAGAUGUGCAGGAAAGUUUAUGGUCAGGGUGCUGCACAUUCUCACAUUGCCAAAUCACUUUCUAACAUAGGAACAACCCUGAGUAACCUGGGUGAGUACAAGAAAGCACUUAGAUACCUUGAGCAGGCAUUCCAGAUGCACAGGAAUGUCUACGGUGUGGAUGCUGUACAUUCUGACAUUGUCACACCACUUUAUAAUCUAGGAGGUACAUGUAGCGCCCUGGGUGAUCACAGAAAAGCACUCAGCUACUUUGAACAGGCACUACAGAUGCACAGGAGCAUGUAUAGUCAGAUCAAUGCACAUCCUCAAACAGCCAUACUACUCAGAAAUUUAGCAGUAGCCUGUAUUAAAGUUGGCUAUCACAGAAAGGCGGUCAGCUACCUAGAAGAGGCACUGCAGAUGUACAGGACUAUCUAUGGCAAGGACAAAGAACAUACUGACAUUGCCACAUCACUGUUUUACCUAGGAGUAACAUGGGGUGAACUGGGUGAUUACAUAAAAGCACUAAGCUACUGUGAACAGGCACUGCAAAUGUGCAAGACUAUAGCACAUCCUGACAUUGACAAAAUGCGCAAAUUAAAGCACUUCCUGCAAGAUGUACUUUCAGGACAAAAGUGACUGAACAAUGAGAGUAACUGCAAGAGCAUCCAUGAAAAACAUUGAAAAGCCUUUGGGGGGGAGAUUAUUUUGUGAAAUCUCUGCAGAUUUAGGUGGCUCUGGAUGGACAGAUUUUAUACUAAUAUACUA